AUGCGCCUUGCGCCGUUUCUUGCGGCGCUGUUGGUCGGGACCCAUGCGUUUCCGCAGAAGCGCAGUUAUGACACACACCACUAUUAUGUUGCAGAGCUCGUGCCGGACUCUGGGGCUUGCGCGCGCGUCGAGCCGCGCGAUGUAGCCGCUGCAUUGGGCGCCGAACUUGUGGAGCGUGUAGGAUCGCUGCCCCAUGAUUGGCUUUUGCGCAAUGCGAAGCAGGACCAUCUUGCUCGGAGGUCUGUGUAUGGAGAAGACCCAGUAGAGAAAGACUAUGUGCUGCAGCGCUGGAAAGCGCUGCAGCAUCCCAACAUGAAGCGCAGCUGCGUUGGGCCUUCCUGUGUGUCCGAGACGUGUAUCGCCGCGCGCCUCCGCAGUGUCGAGCGUCAGGUAUUGAGUCAGCGGCACAAGCGGACAAUGCCCUUAUACCCUGCGCCGCGGGCGCCAAUUCCUGUCGAGGGCCGUGCAAACCGGUCCGCUGCGUAUACAGAGCGCUACCAUAUUAGCGAUCCCCUGUUUUUCAAGCAGUGGCACAUUGUCAACGACCAGAAAGAAGGGAACGAUGUGCAUCUGAACAAUACGUGGGAUUAUUUUACGGGGAAAGGCGUCGCUGUCGCAUUCAUCGACGACGGCCUGGACUACCACCACCCCGACCUAAAAGCCAACUUUUUUGCAAAAGGAUCAUAUGAUUUUAACGAUCAUACGCCGCUGCCCGAGCCGCGCCUGGAAGACGACGUGCAUGGAACGCGGUGUGCCGGUGAGGUAGCCGCCGCGCGAAACGAAGUGUGCGGCGUCGGCGUGGCGCCGAACGCGAAAAUCGCAGGGAUCCGCAUUCUGAGUGCUCCGAUCAGCGAUGCGGACGAGGCCAUGGCGUUGAAUUAUGCGUACCAGGACAACGAUAUCUAUAGCUGCAGCUGGGGUCCUCCGGACAACGGAAAAAGUAUGGACGAGCCGAAAGGCCUCGUCGCAAAAGCGCUUCUCAACGGAAUUUACAAUGGCCGUGGCGGCAAAGGCAAUCUCUUUAUAUUUGCCGGUGGAAAUGGCGGCGCAUCCGACGAUCAGUGCAACUUCGACGGGUAUACAAACUCGAUCUUCACCAUCACGAUCGCAGCGGUCGAUAGCAAAGGUGAGCAUCCCUACUAUUCCGAGAUGUGCAGCGCCAUCAUUGCAUCCAGCUGGAGCUCCGGUGCGGGACACAUGAUUGAAACCACCGACGCAUCCCUAGGCACAAAAAGGCUGUGCACAGAGAGCCACGGUGGGACAAGCGCCGCAGCGCCGCUUGUUGCUGGGAUGCUCGCACUUGCGCUGGAAGCCAGGCCAGAGCUCACAUGGCGCGAUGCCCAGCACCUGCUCAUUCAGUCCUCUGAUCCAAUCAAUACAAACGAUCCUGACUGGUCAAAGAACGGCGCUGGGCUCAUGUACUCGCACAAAUAUGGCUUUGGCGUAGUCCGAGCGGCGCGCCUCGUCGAGAAUGCGCAAAAGAUGCAGCUUGUAAAGCCGCAGGCGUGGUUCGAGUCUGCAAAAAUGCACAUUGCAUCGCCGAUCCUCAACCUCAACGCCAACGUCACUGCGUCGCUCGACGUCACGCAGAAAAUGCUGAACGACGCAAACGUCGCGAAGCUUGAGCAUGUUACGGUAAAGGUAUGGAUCGGGCAUGAGCGGCGUGGGAGUAUGAAAAUAACCAUCACAAGCCCACAGAACACGACAAGUGUUUUGGCGUCCCCCCGCAGGCUUGACGAGAACGAGUUUGGACUGACAGGCUGGACAUUCAUGACACUCAAGCACUGGGCUGAGCCGCCUGUUGGGACCUGGACGGUCAGCGUGCAGGACCACUCAAACGAGAGAUUGGCUGCAGAGCUGGGAUCGCGCGGGACAGGAAACUUUACCGAUUGGACUCUCAUGCUCUGGGGCGAAGCGCACGAUGUGAGCAAGGCGCGCCCUUGGAAUUUCCCAGCAGAUAGCCCAGAGUAUGGCAUGACCUUGCCCGGCGCGCCAACACAGACCAUGCUGGGCAGCUAUGCCUCGGACACGUUCCAGCUUAAGAAGCCUACCAAUGCACUUCCAGACGACCACCACAAGAAACCGGGCGAGACGAGUGGAGCCUUUGGCGAGCAGCCAGCGGCAGAUACAGGAUACUUGGGCGGCCUAGAUAACCAAUCCGUGUGGCUCAGUGUCGCUGCAGGCCUCGGCCUUUUGGUCGGCUGCACACUGCUCCUCGUUUUCUUGUACCGCCGCGUGCACGCGAGACGGCGCAACUAUGCCUACUUGCCCGGUAACGAGGAAGAUUUUGCAUUGGACGGGAUGGAGCAGGAUGCGCCGCUUCAAGCGCGCGAUCUGUACGAUGCGUUCGCGCUGGAGGAGAGCGAUGGCGAGAGCGAUGGCGAUGGCGAUGCGAGCGAUCGUGCGUCCAUGGAGAAAAAUAACACCUCUACAAAUGACUCGCUGCUCGAUGCGCCGCACGAAUCCAGGUAA
Malassezia vespertilionis is the source of this 2472-nucleotide messenger RNA. It is a transcript of the gene KEX2, whose product is annotated as kexin. Gene Ontology annotation, molecular function: serine-type endopeptidase activity. Gene Ontology annotation, cellular component: Golgi membrane; trans-Golgi network. NCBI's taxonomy places the organism in Eukaryota, Fungi, Basidiomycota, Malasseziomycetes, Malasseziales, Malasseziaceae. Bases 1 to 2472 code for a protein of 823 amino acids. The record is from RefSeq and is a predicted model, not a curated record. Gene Ontology annotation, biological process: protein processing. The transcript has a single exon.